AUGGACACCGCCAUGCGCACCACCAGCGUGCAACAACGCACCCCUACAAAGAAAACCAAACCCAGGAAGAAGAACACCCCUCACCCUGUCAAAGUAGUGUACAUAUCCAACCCCAUGAAAAUCAAAGCCAGUGCCUCCGAGUUUCGUGCCCUGGUGCAAGAACUCACCGGCCAAGACGCCCAGUCGCCGCCAGACCCCACACGCCUCCACGCGCUCGAUUCCUCCGAUGAUUCCUCUUCCGACAAGGUUACCAAUGUUGAUGACCACGUUCUCCCUCUCCCUCAGGAUCCCAAUGAUUCCGUACAGCAUCAGCAGCUACUACAACAGCAACCCUCUUCUUCAUUUGAGGCUCUGGACGACGAUGUUUUCACACCCCAGAUGAUAGAGAGCAUUUCCUCCCUGCUUCCUCCAAGUCUAUUCUAUGAAUCUCCCCAUCUUAAUCACUGGGCAUUGGGUUGUGGGGUUUUGGAUGCUUUAGGAAUGUGCAUGGUUGCUAGCUUGAUUCUUACCUUCCUUGGAAGGGUUUUGCACAGAGGCUCCUCGGGGGGAUUUUUCUCUUUACCCUUGUGGAUGGAUAAGUAA
Molecule: messenger RNA, 582 nt
Organism: Sphenostylis stenocarpa
Lineage: Eukaryota; Viridiplantae; Streptophyta; Magnoliopsida; Fabales; Fabaceae
Source: the annotation of a GenBank genome assembly